UCAGGUGUGGACCUCCAGAAUGCCAGCCAUGAGGAUGCGGUCCAAGCCCAUCAAGGCAGCUCCCAGUCCCGUGGUCUUCAUCGUCCAGAGCCUCACUGCCACGCCGCGGCCUGUCUCGCUAACCGCGCCCAGUUACAACAAACACAAGGCAAAGAGGAGAGUCAUGCCGAACGCAGCAGUAGGAGGCGCCCCUCCCCCGAUGAGACUCCCCCCGCCCUACCGGCCCCCCCAGUCAGCUGACAGAGGAGCAGGACGAGGAGCUGGAAGAGGCCAAAGGGGGGCGUAUUGGCUGACAGUUGUCUGUUGCCGGGCGGCUAAGGGUGGGGCCAGGGAUGUAACCUAACCAAUAGAACGUCUGUACUAACAUGAGAGAGUGGGGAAAAUGCCCGCCUUGUCCUGUCUAUUUCCCCUUUUGUAGCCUGUGGCUGGUUGAAUUUCUUCUCUAAUAAAGUGUUUCUCAAUACAUUCCUGGUGCACCCCAAGGCUUUGUACUGUGUACACUUUAUUUGAAUCUAGGGCUUGGCAAUGAGUUGAAUAAGGUGUGAUAUUGCUGGGCUAGAACAAGGUGCACCACGUGGGAACUCCCGACUCCCGAGGGGAUUAAGGCUUGAACUUUCUCUACCCUUUCAGCUUGACUUUCUCCACAGUGAAGUUAAAAUACUUUCAGUAGUUUUCUGACUGGUUUUGUUGUUGUGACUGUAUGUGGCAGGGUCUACAGGAAAUCACGGAGUACAAUAAGAAAACCAUCCACAAUAGUGCCACCAUCGUGGCCCGCGAACAUGGACUGCACCCUUCUCCGUGGCCGACGUGAAUAAAACAUUGUUACAGGAAUUAAAUUCCUCUGUUUUAAUACCCAAUUAAAAUGAAACACUCUGUCAAUUCA
Messenger RNA from Oncorhynchus kisutch (coho salmon), 883 nucleotides. Its product is annotated as inaD-like protein. NCBI's taxonomy places the organism in Eukaryota, Metazoa, Chordata, Actinopteri, Salmoniformes, Salmonidae. Bases 20 to 343 code for a protein of 107 amino acids. The transcript is spliced from 4 exons. The record is from RefSeq and is a predicted model, not a curated record.